AUGCGGCGUUUUCUCUCCGCGAUUCUGUCGCUCAGCCUCUGCGCUCUUCAAGUUCAGUCUCGAGCCGUGUUUGCCCAUUUCAUGGUCUCUAACACCCUAGGCUAUACGGUGGACGACUGGCAAGAUGAGAUGCUUCUUGCUUUAGACGCGAAGAUUGACGCCUUUGCCAUGAACAUCGCGGUGGGAGACACCACAAACACUCAAUCCUUGGAGAACGCCUUCUCAGCCGCUGUCAAUACUGGGUUUUCGCUCUUCUUCUCGUUUGACUACGCGGGCAACGGGGCGUGGGCAAAGGAUGAUGUGCUCACCAUGCUAAACACUUGGAUGUCCGCGAAAGCAUACUGGCGAUAUAAUGAGAAACCCUUUGUGUCUACGUUUGAGGGCCCCGACAAUGCAGAUGACUGGAUUGAUAUCAAAGAGCAGACCGGGUGUUUCUUUAUUCCCGACUGGUCCUCUGUGGGGGCCGAUGUUGCGGUGACUCUUGGAAGUGGCGUGGCUGAUGGGCUGUUUAGCUGGGCGGCAUGGCCAUACGGCCCGAGCGAUAUGAAUACCUAUGUGGACGCCUCCUAUAUUGACUUCCUAGAUGGCAAGCCAUAUAUGAUGCCGGUUUCCCCGUGGUUCUUUACAAAUAUGCCUGGAUACAGCAAGAACUGGUUGUGGCGUGGGGAUGACCUUUGGUAUGACCGCUGGGUCCAGGCCCUGUAUCUGGCGCCCGAGUUCAUCGAGAUUAUCUCCUGGAACGACUUCGGCGAGUCCCAUUAUAUUGGCCCUAUUCAGGACAGUGGCUCUGCACUGGCUGGCUCCACCUAUACCGCCUUUGGAACGGGGCAGUCCCCGUACAACUAUGCAUUGGACAUGCCACAUGAUGGCUGGCGAGCAUUUCUCCCCUGGCUCAUCGACACCUAUAAGAACAAUAUCUCGACAAUUACACAGGAAGGAGUUCAGGCAUGGUACCGGCUCAACGUCCGCGGCAGCUGCGCGUCGGAUGGUGGGACUACCGGUAACACCGUGAGCCAACUGCAGCUGGAGUACUGGCCAUAUGAGAUCCCUCGAGAUCGGGUUUUCUUCUCCGCCCUGCUAAGUUUUCCAGCAGACAUCUCAGUCACAGUCGGGGGUACUGAUCUAGGUGCGAAGUGGAAUAGUACCCCGAGUGGAGGGGCAGGGAUCUAUCAUGGUAGCGUGGACUUCGCGACACAGGUGGGGAGCGUCGAGGUGGCCAUCACUCGAGACGGUGCCACCAUCGCAAGCUUCACGGGUCAAGAUAUUGUCAUCGGUUGUGCCGCAUCAAGCAACAUUGAAAAUUGGAACGCCUGGGUGGGCAGUGCCAUGUCACCCACCACAGUCUCCGCCACUCCGACCUACUCCCUCGCGGACGAGGACAUGGGCCCGCAGCCGAAAAUGCCCAAGAGUCUGGGGGUAAUGGGCUACCCUGCUGCCGGGAUGACGGCCGACUACUCGGGUCUCUGUGCCUUUUCAUGCAACUACGGUUACUGUCCCUCUUCGGCCUGCACCACGACCAAAGUUCCUCUGGCUACAUCGACCAUAUCGCCCUUUACCCCAAACACCUGCACCGCUGGAGAAGGGACGGGUGACUUGGCAGGCCUCUGCAGCUAUGGCUGUAACUAUGGCUUCUGUCCCAUCCAUAACUGCACCUGCACCACAACCGGUCCGCUGAAUGUGCCGCCUACUGCGAACACGAGUAUCUACGGCUUCACCUUGGACGCCUAUACAGAUAGCGGCCUAUGUGACUUUGCCUGUGAGCGGAACUACUGCCCAUCCCCGGUCUGUUUGGAGGAUGUCCGAGGUAGUGGUGACGGAGGGGGGUCAAGUUGUACAGAUGAUGAAACCGGAGACGAUUGUCUCGGAAACGUCACAACCUGUGAUUACACCCUCACUUUCGCCAGCUUUGCAAGCCUGAGCUCCUCAUUGGACACUCUGGAGGACUUCUGCGUGAACUAUUAUGCAUUGGAUAUCCUUGCGGAUAUGCUCAAUGCCACGAUGACCAACUACACGGACAUCCUCUCAAGCUACAGUGGCAAGUUCACUGAGUAUCAGAAAUAUAUUCGCGAGGAGGUGCCUGGUGUGCUGACGGCGUAUAUGAACCCCGGCGGUGCUGGCAAUGCCUUUUUCACGUGUACCUUCGGCCAGGACGGCGUCAACACGUCCACAACCACCUGUCCAUUCGACGUAGAGCAGCUCUACAAUGGCUACGACAUCUACUACGACCUGACCAACGCCACCGCCUUCUGGGCCAACCUCACCGCCACCACCGGGAUCCAGGAAGACUGGGUCCAAUUCGGAGACAAGGAUGUCGGAUCGAGUUGCGGCGUGGGGUCUGGCAAGACCUGCCAGCCCGACCAGGGCGUGCUGGUAGGCUAUCCUCUACCGGCGGACACCAUCACCGUGACCAAUCCCCAGACGAUCAUCGAGGACGCCCUUCCAGGAAUCCAAAAUCUGACCGACACGAUCCUCCUAACCCAGAUUUUAGCGGUGACGGGGGCCUAUGGAGGAAGCAUGAGCGAUGUGCUUCUCACCAUCUCGACCGUCGUGUUCACGCUAGCUCAAGCCGUGGCAAACAUGGGCAUGGUAGUAGAGGUUGCCGAUAAGGCCUCGGAAGAGGAAAAGAAGGCCAUGAUCGAGGAAAUCAUCUUUGGCGUGCUCAUGAUUGCCCCCUUCCUGGGAGAAAUCAGGCUCAUUUCGGAAAGUUUAGAACAGCUGGCCGAUAUGAUGUCGCUCAUCGGAGACGCCGGCGCGCUGGGCAGUACCAUCUACGGUGUCGCCACGGACCCGGAUUCGGCCAUCUUGGAUAUCUUUGAAAUCGCCCUAAUGGGCGGGGUUCGGACGCCCGAGGAGUUCGAAGACGCUGCCAAUGCCCGUCGCGCCUUGACUGAUGAUGAGAUCAGUAGCCUGGGAUCGGACUGGAAAUCUUGGAGCGACGAGCUCGCCGAGGUCCGGUCCCCGUGUUACUGA
Aspergillus ibericus CBS 121593 is the source of this 2970-nucleotide messenger RNA. Its product is annotated as glycoside hydrolase family 71 protein. Gene Ontology annotation, molecular function: glucan endo-1,3-alpha-glucosidase activity. Gene Ontology annotation, biological process: mating projection tip cell wall disassembly. Bases 1 to 2970 code for a protein of 989 amino acids. The record is from RefSeq and is a predicted model, not a curated record. The transcript is spliced from 3 exons. NCBI's taxonomy places the organism in Eukaryota, Fungi, Ascomycota, Eurotiomycetes, Eurotiales, Aspergillaceae.